Panicum hallii is the source of this 2649-nucleotide messenger RNA. RefSeq names its product protein LNK1-like. The transcript has 11 exons. The record is from RefSeq and is a predicted model, not a curated record. Bases 617 to 2329 code for a protein of 570 amino acids. Gene Ontology annotation, biological process: regulation of DNA-templated transcription; circadian rhythm. NCBI's taxonomy places the organism in Eukaryota, Viridiplantae, Streptophyta, Magnoliopsida, Poales, Poaceae.
ACGCGCCACCAAGGCCAAAGCCCACACCACCAGCUCCCCCAAUUUUCUCCACCCGAAAUCAGCUCCUUCUGGUAGUUUCGGUGCUCAAGCCAGGCACAUCUCUCCCCUCUCAUCAUCAUCGUCUCUCUCAUCCGUCUGCGAGGAGGGAAAAGAUUAUUAUAUCCUACUGCUGGAGGCUGGAGCGAGGAGGAAAAAGAAAAGGGAGGAAUUUUCGGGAAGCAUCUGGAGACAGCGCGGUCCGGUCCGGCCCGACGAGCGGAGCUAGCUAGCGAGCGAGCGAGCGACCAAGACUUCCCUGCGGCGGCGGCGGCCGCGACGCGAAGCACCGUUAAGAUCCAUCCACCCGCUUCUCUUAUUCCCCUCUUUUUGUCUGUUCGUUUGGUGAAGCGGAGCGCCGGUUUCAUCUGCCCGAGGUGGGAAUUCUCUCCGCUCCCGCUGCCUUCCUCGCGUCUUCACGUUUGGGGGACGGGGAGCCUUGGAUUCCCCCUGUUCUGGCUCUGAUCUACAGCUUCUUGAUAUCAGCAAGGAGUUGAUCAAGAACUGGGGAUCCUGAGUUGAAUAUGAUAUCAAAUCCUGUGGAUUGGUACAGUUUCGGACCCGGAUAGAAUUUGUAGGGAUGCCAGAUUGGAGGGUGGGCGAGUUUCAAGGUAAAUUCGCUGAUGACUUUGCCCAGAGUAAUAGAAAUGAACAUCAAAAUGGAGUUGAGGCUCCUGGUGUCACUAAUAGUAAGAAGUUGAAGCAUGCAGUAGCCAGUGAGAAAAUCAACCAGGGUGUCAUCUCUGGAACAAAUAACUCAGAUUCGCAGAAAUGUAAUUCGGAGCACAUCCAAUGUGCCAAUGGGAUAGUAUCCCAGAAUAUAAACAGUACUGGUGACUGCAAAGAUGGAUCAAAUGCUUUUACUUUGAGAGAGGAAAAUACAAUCGCCGAAACCAGAUGUCCAACAGAUAACUGGAACUCCUGUCAGUUUGGACUGAGCAAUGGUUCAUCCAUUCUCAAUAACCACAGUACUCCACAGGAUAACCUCGCUUAUGGAGAUAAUGAUUUAAACUAUAUCGAUUGGCCUGGCAUUGACAAUUUUGAGGAUGUCGACACAUUAUUCAGGAGGUCUGAUUCUACAUAUGGUCAGCAGCAGCUGGAGGACACAGAUGGCCUAUCUUGGAUUCCUUCUUCUUCAGAUGCUGUUUACUCUUCUGAUGUUGCUUUGCAGCAAGGGUUUGAGUCAUCUUAUUCAGAUUAUGGUAUUCUGGAUGGUCUCUCAGCAUUCCAAUGUGCAGAAGAUAAAUCACUACCCUCGGUUGAUCCUUCAACUGCUCUAUGUGACAAUGAAUUCAAUGAUACAUACCUGUUCAGUGAGCAAAAGAAUGUAAACACAUAUGGAGAACAGAUCUACCAAGAGGAUGUGAUGGAGUUGUUGCCCACUGAACAAAUGUGCAAUGGACAUGGAAACAUUGAUAUGGUUGGAAAUCAGUUUUCAUCUGAAAAUGCCAUUCAAAGUAUCGAAGACAAGAAAUUUUCUAUAGCGUCAACUUCUCAGCUGAGCUCCUCUCAGAAUUUACUGAAGCAAAGGCACCACUUAGAUUCCAGUUCACCAAGCAACAUUACUUCUGAGUCCUAUCAAGAAAAAUUCAGUCCAUCUGGUGGUUCUUUUGCACAAAGGAAUUCAAAAGCGCAGAAGAAAACUGUGAGCAUACAACCAGGACAGCCUGCAAGCGAUAAUGUGGUGAACAGACAUCCUCAAACAUUGACAAGAAGAGCUUCAUAUCCUUGUGAGAACUAUGGAACUGAAGAAAAGGGGUUAGGGAAAAGAACUUUGGAGGAUCCUCAAGUUACAAUGGGCACUUCCAUGGUAGUGGAUGGCUCAUUUGUAUCAUCUAUGUCCUCUGAUAACUCAGAUGAAGAAAGCAGCUUUCGACAGCUGCAGGAUGCUGUUAGUCAGCUGGAUGUCCAAACCAAAUUGUGCAUUAGAGAUGGUUUGUACCGAUUGGCACGAAGCGCACAACAUAGGCAAGUUUUUCCAAAUACGAUGAACAGCAAUGGAGAUAGCCAGGAUGUAAAGGAUGCAGAAACUUCGCGCAAGUUUGCUGAUCCUCGGAGCAUUGAGACGCAGACCAACCCGAUCGACCGGUCUAUUGCUCUGCUACUUUUCCACCAGUCAUCGGACCAUGCGACUGGAGCUGUGGACGACGCCUCAUCACUAAAAUCCCGUGCUAGCAAAAAACGACACCAGGGCCCUGCUGGAAACCAAGGUGGGGUGCCAGCUUCAUCGUCGAUAUAUUCACCAAGAGGGCAGGGAGGGUCCAAGGAUGCACAAUCCCGGGACAAUUACUGAAUAUACGAUGCUUCUCUCUGGGACCGGGCGGGUUAAAGCCGCAUGGUGUGGGAGCUUCCAACGUUUGUGAUUGUUCAUAGUGUAAUAUUGUUGCAGACGUAUGGGGUCGUUCACAUGAUGUUUCUUAGCUAUGAUCUGUCAAGCAAGCUUAUUGUGUACCCAGUAGUCUCUAGUCAGCCCCAAUCACAUUGGUUUUGACAUGCGUGUACCCUAUCGUGAGGACUGCUGCUGCGGCCCUAGCAGUGUUCUGACUCACAUUUCGUGUAAUCUCAAACAUAGGUUUUUCCCCAGAAGAUUUACCUAUUCUUUGAAGUGCUCAA